AUGGGACAAGCACCUAUCAACUGGCGAUCGGCUCGCCAGAGCACGAUAACGCUAUCGACGGCUGAAAGUGAGCUGGCCGCCAGCGUGGAGGGGGCAUUAGCUCUUCUCAGCGCCGAGGCGCUCGGCUCUGAGUUGAAUCUGGGCAAAAUGCGGUCGAGGAUAAAGGCUGGGUGGAUCUACGAGCGAUUGCAGGCCGAGGACUUGGAGCUGGAACAUUGGCCUGGAGACCUACAGUUGGCCGAUGCGCUGACGAAGCCGCUUUCGUCCAUGAGAUUGCGGUCGUUGGCCAGGAUGAUUGGACUUAUGCCGCUGGAGGAGAUCCUGGACGAA
This is a messenger RNA of Symbiodinium necroappetens, 330 nucleotides long. The record is from the annotation of a GenBank genome assembly. Lineage: Eukaryota; Dinophyceae; Suessiales; Symbiodiniaceae.